This is a messenger RNA of Ipomoea nil (Japanese morning glory), 975 nucleotides long. Its product is annotated as extra-large guanine nucleotide-binding protein 1-like. NCBI's taxonomy places the organism in Eukaryota, Viridiplantae, Streptophyta, Magnoliopsida, Solanales, Convolvulaceae. Bases 7 to 693 code for a protein of 228 amino acids. The transcript has 4 exons. The record is from RefSeq and is a predicted model, not a curated record.
AGCAUUAUGGGUUCAACAAUGUUAGAAAAUCUCGCAGAGGUUUUGAGAAUCCAAGAAAACAAACCCCUUGUAAAUUCUCCUACAGAUAGCGACGAUGAAGAAGAAGAAGAAGAAACUUUCCCAGAAAAGCCAGCAGUCUUAACCGAUUCAAACAAGUGUUUCCGAUGUGGUAAGAGGAACAUGUUCAUGAAGAAGGAAGGCUGCAUAGUUUGCUGCGCAAAGUACUGCAAAAUCUGCGUGCUGGGAGCAAUGGGUUCAAUGCCGGAAGGGAGAAAAUGCAUCGAUUGCAUCGGCUACCGGAUCGACGAAACCAUGCGAGAUUCACUGGGGAAGUGUAGUAGUUCUGGAGCGCUUAAGAGCUUGAUCUCCGAUCAGGAAGUUAAAAUGAUUAUGGCGUCGGAGAAAUCAUGCAAAGCCAAUCAACUCCCUUCCUAUCGUGUCUGUGUGAACGGAAAACGUCUUUCCGGCGGAGAGUUGGCCGUCCUGCAAAGCUGCCCACAUCCGCCGGAGAAGAUGAAGCCCGGGAGGUACUGGUACGAUAAGGUGUCUGGAUUUUGGGGAAAGGAAGGCCAGAAACCAUGUCAAAUCAUUAGUCCCCAUCUAAGAGUUGGUGAUACAAUCAAAUGUGAUGCUAGCAAUGGGAACACAGAAGUACUCAUAAUAAUCGAGAGAUUACAGGAUCAGAGCUAUUGAUGUUGAAGGUGAUGGGAAUCCAUUGUGAAUGGGGCGUUCACUUGUGGAUGAGUUUUGAUGGUUCUUAUCAGCAAGAGGGUGUGAACACUGUGAUGGGGAAACUCUGGGAAAAGGCUGGAGUAAAGCUUGUUUGUGGUGCUUUGUCACUGCCAACUCCACCUCCAGGCAAUUAAUCCUGCGAAUUCUUGCACUCAGGAAAGGGAUGUUUGGGCAGAUAUUGGCCAAUGUUUUGUCUCGACUUAAUCUUAAAUUUUAAUGUUAAAUAAAUCAAAUUUCUUCUUA